Messenger RNA from Aspergillus affinis, 624 nucleotides. Its product is annotated as alpha/beta fold hydrolase. The transcript is spliced from 2 exons. The record is from RefSeq and is a predicted model, not a curated record. Bases 1 to 624 code for a protein of 207 amino acids. Lineage: Eukaryota; Fungi; Ascomycota; Eurotiomycetes; Eurotiales; Aspergillaceae.
AUGGAUACGCUUGAUCCGCUUUUGUUCAACAGCAUUGCCAAAAGUCGUGAAAUCAUUGUUUACGAUAGCAUCGGACUCGGACACAGUGAAGGAUCUGUGCCGGAUUCCAUUCCCGAAAUGGCUUCGGUACAUGUGAAGAUCCUCGCCGCGCUUGUGGUGUCCAAGGCUGAUUUUAUUGGUUUUUCCAUGGGUGGCGCUAUCGUGCAAACCAUCGAGUUUCACUACCCUCAGAUUGUCAACAAAUUGAUUCUGGCUGGUACUCAAUCUGGAAUCGGCGAAGGAGUGGCCCUGCCUCCGCGGGAGUACCAGAGAAUUCAUGAGCGCAAGGUCGAAGGCGAAGAGAGAAAAGGAUACCUUGUCGGAGCUGGCGCUCAGUCGCAGCUUGCCGCCAUCUUCAAAUUCGCAGCCGACACUCAUAACUUCGAUCGACUGGCAGAUAUCAAAGCCCCAGUCCUGGUCACCAAUGGCCAUACCGAUAUUAUGUCGCCUACUGCGAACAGCUUUGUGUUGCAGCAGCGCAUCGCUAAUGCUCAGCUGCAUCUCUAUCCUGACGCCGGGCAUGGUCAUCUCUUCCAGGUGCCUGAGCUUUACGCAAAGCAGCUUGAGCUCUUUUUGAGAAACUGA